AGGUCUCUCCUUGAUACACCAUGGCAUCUCAACCCCUAACCCCCUCCUCAUCCACCACGGGCUUCUUCCAGACCCUCCCCGUCCUCCCACCGCAAUACACCGCUCCCUCCUCUACCACCACCACCACCAACACCAACCCCCUCUUCACCUCCGACGACAAAAUCCUCGACCGCAUCCUAAACCUCUACCUCCCCUCCACCUCUGCCGCCGCCACCACCCCCGUCCACCAACACCUGCACCGCCUAGCCCGGCUCUCCCUCCACCCCUCCAUCCUCAAACACUCAAUCGACGCAGAAACGAACCUCCCCUUCCUCCGACCCCUCACCACCUUCGGUAACGAGAACAAAACCGACCCGCUCGUCACCGCCGCCGGAUGGACCUUCCUCAAGCAGCUCGGCUUCAAAGAGGGCGUCGUAGCCGUCGCCUACGACCCCUCCAUCCAAACGCUCAACAGGCGCAUCUACGAGUUCGCCCUCGGCCACAUCUGGACGCCCACGGCGACCAUGACGGGCUGCCCCAUGGCCAUGACGGACGGCGCCGCGUUCCUCCUCUCGCGGCACCUGGAUGACGCCGACGGCGAUCAACCCGGCCGCGCCGCCGUGUUUCGCGAAGCGUAUCGCCGACUCACGAGCCGCGAUCCAGCCGUUGCCUGGACGAGCGGGCAGUGGAUGACGGAGCGGACGGGCGGGAGCGACGUCUCUGGCACAGAGACGGUAGCGCGGCGGUUAUCGGCGCAGGAAUUGCGGGAAGAGGAGAAGGCAGGACGCACGCAGGAUGCGGCCGGUAUGCCGCUGGGGCCGUGGCGCAUCGACGGCUUCAAGUGGUUCAGCAGCGCGACGGAUUCCGAGAUGGCGAUUCUGCUGGCGCGCACGGCAAAGGGCGGCCUCAGCGCUUUUUACGCACCCAUGAGACGUAGGACUGGGGAGAGGAUGGCGUCUAUCGACGACGACGGCGGGCAAGGAGAGGGCGAGGGAGAGGGUGAGUUCGUCACGGAGCUGAAUGGCGUGCGCAUCCAGCGCCUCAAGGCCAAACUCGGGACCCGCGCCGUGCCGACUGCCGAACUCGAAUUGUGCGGUUUGCCCGCCUACCUCAUUGGCACCGAGGGCCAGGGCGUCAAGGAAAUCUCGGCCAUCUUGAACAUCACGCGCUUGUCCACGGCGGCGGGCUCCAUUGCGAAUUGGGCCCGCGGGCUCGCCAUUUGUCGAGCGUAUAGUCGUGUACGGAGAGUGCGCGGAGCCUUGCUGAAAGACAGUCCCCAGCACUGCCAGUGGAUGGCCGACGAAACGGUAAGGUAUUACGGCGCGGCGCACUUUGCGUUCCUGGGGGUUGCGCUGCUGGGCGCGACGGAGCAGGAUUGGGACAAGGUGGUUAGAGAUACGCCGGGUGCGUCGCUCAUACCCAGGGAGAAGGCAACAGUCGGGGCGCUGCUGCGCCUACUUACGCCCGUCAUGAAGGCCCAGUGUAGCGUCUCCAGCGUCCAUGGAUUGAGGGAAUGCAUGGAAUGUCUCGGGGGAGUGGGGUAUUGCGAGAACAAUGAGGAUGGCGGGGUUUUGAAUGUGGCGAGGGUGUAUAGGGACAAUAUGGUGAAUCCGAUUUGGGAGGGGACGGUGAGCGUCAUGGCCGAGGAUGUGGUGAGGGUGUUGAUGGAUAGGCGUGUUGGAAAGGGAGAUGUCGUGCGCAGCAUUUUUGUGCCGUGGGUCGAGGGCGUGCUUGGUGCUGCUGCUAUUGGAGUGGGGACUCAGUGGAGGGAAGAGGAGGGGUUCGUCAGGGCGAGAUUGCGGAGAUUGGGGGAGUUGACCAUGGGAGCGGGGAAGGCCGAGUUGUUGUAUAGGGCGAGGGAUAUUCUGCGCCUUCUGGGCGUCGUUACGCAGGCUGUGUUGCUGAUCUGCGACGCAGCGGUUACGGGAGAUGAAGUCGCGAUCGAGGCGGCGAGGAGGUGGGUGAGAAUGGCGGGAAGCGACAUGUGGAGGGAUUAUGAGAGGUCGGACGAGACGGCGAGGAUGGAUCGGUUGAUUUUCCUUGGUGAGGACGACGUCGAGGCGGCUGGGAAGGCGAAGUUGUAACAGUUUCUCUUGGAAGACGGUGGGAAAUGGGGGCAUGGAAGUCAAGAAGAGGGACAUGGUCAUAGCGACUCUCGCUUUUUCCCCAUUUCCAGCCCAUUUGUCUCAUCUCUGGCGGUAUGAAUACGUAGGAACACAAGCGGCAGUGUUCUAUGAAAACACAGAACCCCUCCCUUUUCACUGGUAUGAACCGCACUCGCCCGUCGAGCAUGCCCAGACCCUC
This is a messenger RNA of Westerdykella ornata, 2283 nucleotides long. RefSeq lists its product as uncharacterized. Gene Ontology annotation, molecular function: oxidoreductase activity, acting on the CH-CH group of donors. The record is from RefSeq and is a predicted model, not a curated record. The transcript has a single exon. Lineage: Eukaryota; Fungi; Ascomycota; Dothideomycetes; Pleosporales; Sporormiaceae. Bases 21 to 2063 code for a protein of 680 amino acids.